This is a messenger RNA of Oncorhynchus keta (chum salmon), 1391 nucleotides long. Its product is annotated as trafficking regulator of GLUT4 1-like. The transcript has 5 exons. Lineage: Eukaryota; Metazoa; Chordata; Actinopteri; Salmoniformes; Salmonidae. Bases 455 to 1060 code for a protein of 201 amino acids. Gene Ontology annotation, cellular component: membrane. The record is from RefSeq and is a predicted model, not a curated record.
ACCUUGGGCUUCCAGUGGGGAGACCUGAGGUCAACCUAUCCCCUCCCCAUCUCCUAUUUCUGAGUGGGAGACCUUCCCAGCCAGUAGCCUGCCGAGCUCACAAACUAGAAUCAGGGCGCCUACUCCGAUAAGGUUAAUUGACCCACACGGUGACAUGAUAUCAUUGACGUGACUUGCAAACGAGCGAUAGAAAACCGGCAAGAUGACGCCCUGGGCUGCUUGUGGCCUAUACCUAAAUCUGCCACUGCUAACAACCCAGUAAAUUAAAUGAAAGUAUUUACAAGAUAAUGAAUAUUGAGAUGGCAGGGUGUAGAAGUAAGGCCGGGAGUCAAAGGUACCUUGUCGGCAAGCGCACUGCACUUAACUUUUAAAGUUGAAGAAGAUCAAAAGUCCAAUCAAGACCAAUCAUCAAAAAGGCCCAAACUACCAGUGAAACAACUGUCCGCAUUCCGCCAUGUCUUCCAACACCAGUGCUGCCCCCAGUGGAGCGGAGGGAGAACAGCAGCCAGAGCAGACCAUCACCUCCCAGCCAACCAGCGCUGAGCACCAAGAGACAGCCCCUGACUCCAGCCAAUCGGAAUCCAAAGACCACUUGGCAGUAAUCAGCGAGAAGAUGGAGACCAGUAAUGGAAUGUGUGCUGCCGACUUCUCGCCCACAUCUUCCAUCUCGUCCCCAAAGCGACUGCAACACGCCAAACCAACCAACGGCCGGGCGCGGAAAGGAAGCCGCUCUGGGUCCCUGCUGGGUCAUGGGGCAGGGUCUCCCAGGCCUUCCAUCAGCCGUCAGCCCAGCACCGUGACAGAGGAGGACGACGGCAAGCCCCCUAGAGACUACCUAAUUUUGGCCAUCCUGUCCUGCUUCUGCCCCUUGUGGCCGAUCAACAUUGUGGCUCUCGUCUUCUCUGUUAUGUCGAGGAACAGCCUGCAGCUGGGGAACAUAGACGGGGCGCGGCGUCUGGGCCGGAACGCAAUGGUGCUGUCCAUCGUUUCACUAGUUGGCGGGGUCAUCAUCAUCAUCGCAGCCAUCGUCUUAAACUGGGGAAGUAUAAUAAAAUCCUGAGGGUCACCAUGGAAACCAGGAGCAAGAUCACAAGACAAGCACACCAACAACCAUCCCAACCAGACUUUUCCCCUCUCCUACGAUCAAAACACUAUUCUACAAAAGCACCUGCAACCUACAGCAUACCCCUUGGACCCCUUUUUUGCUGCACUAUCAUGUAUGGCCUGUAAUAUGUUCUCUGAAACAGAUAGACAAGUCCGUCACCUCUACCUCCUACACCUCCUACACCUUCCACCAGUGGUGUAGUGCAGGGUAAACGUACGUAAACGUCGUUUACACACAUUUUGCUCCUGUGUUUAUCCACCUUUUGCAGACAAAUGCAUUGAAAGUA